UCAUCCGAGACGCAGAGCAGCGGCUGCAGGAGCACCCGUGGCGCUCCGAUCCGCGCCGUGCCGCUCCGAUCCGCGCCGUGCCGCUCCGAUCCGCGCCGCUCCGAUCCGCGCCGUGCCGCCGAGCCCGGGGCAGCGCUGCGCGGGGGGCAUCGGCCGCUGGCAGCUCUCGGAAGCCGGGUCCCUGCGGGGGUUUUGCUCGUUACCAGCAGGAUUUCCCUCAUCAAAGGCAAUGGAUUACAGAAAGUUGCCUGUGAAAGACUGGGACGAGGACCACGUCCAGUGCUGGCUGGGAACUAUUGGAAUCAAGAAAGAGUAUGUAAAAAAACUGCAUGCAGCAGAAGUGACAGGUCCACUACUAAUGGACCUGGACGAGUCUUUCUUCAAAAAAGUAGGCAUGAAGGAAGCCCAAGUCCACAUGUUAAUCCGCAAGAGAGACGAGCUCCUGCGGCCCCAGGAAGCUGCUCCGCGUGCCCCCAGCUCCAGCAGCACUGCGGCACGGACAGACCCAGCAACGCCCACGGGCACUCCCAGGCAAAAGCCUUCAAGCACAGAGAGCUGUGCUCCAGCAGAUAAAGCCAGCACAGAUAACAGGGCUUCUGCUUCUGGCAAGAGGCAAAGAAGGAAACACUCCCAGCUGGCCAGUGCUGAUGAAGCGAUCGAGCCCUGCAACUGUCGACCCUUUAGAAGUCAGAAUGCUGAUUUCAAAUACGUGAGAGACAGAGUUCUUGCUCCAGAAUCAGGGGUCGACGGUUUAAUCACUCCUUGCCAUGAAUACAAAUCUUUUGCCACUGCUGCAGAACUGAACAGAGACCAGCUGCAGUCCAAGUUUGCCUGUGAAGUGAUCCGAUUCGCUUCGGCCUGCAUGAACAUCCGCACCAACGGCACCAUCCACUUCGGCGUCAUGGACAGCGUUGAGGACAGCGGCUGGCAGCACGGGCAGAUCCGUGGCAUAAAGGUCACACAACCAGACUACUACGUUGAUGCCUUAGAUUACAUAGACAAGUGUUUUCGCAGAGAUGUACGAGAAACUGCAAGGAAAUGCAUUCACCCUCCUGUGUUUGUCGAGGUGAUUUCGAAAGACUCUCAGGAGCAAAGAUUUGUGGUGGAGGUUGACAUUGAACCCACAUCCACUUUAGUAAAGAACAAACUAUUCGAAGUGUAUUUGCCAAAGUACAAAGAAGACAGCAAGGCGAUCCUGACAAAAGAGAUCACUCUCUAUCAGAGGCUAGGAGCCAAGUCUGAGCCUGUGGAGAAGAAUGACCAGAUUAGCUUCAUUCAGGGUUUACCAGACAGAGAUGCUCAAAGAGAAAAAGCAGAGCUCUCCAGCAUGGAAGCACACACAGAAAUACCACAAAAUCUAGGAAGAAAGCUCUCCAUUCUCCUGAACGAUGGCAAAAGCUACAUGGAUGAUUCCCUCUGGUACAUCCUUGUCACAAACAGAUGUGAAAAGGAUAAUCUGAACCACAUCAGCUUUCUAACGCAACUCAACAUCUUCUGCGUCUUUGACUUUGACGCAGACUCCAACGUGUCAGGGCUGUACCAGAAGUACAAGGAACAUCACACAACGAGGUGUUACCUUUUACAGGAAUUUUCCAAUGAAAGUAAGAGUAGCAACCCCCCCUUUCAGAAGCACCUGUGCCUGUUUGAUCAGACCAGCUGGAUAUUCUGCAACGGGCGCAGCGACUACCUCGGGGAUGAAAAACCCUGCGACGAGAACACGUGGAUUAGAACAAAAAAAAAAUACCUGAAGAAGGCGAUUACUCGUAUCUGUGAUGAAAUCCUGCCCAAGGGCUCUUUCAUUGUGCUCUUCCUAUUGCUGUCACCGGCUGAGAAAUCCCUCGUGGACACCUUUCAGGAGUUCUACACCGAGAUGAGCGGCGCCGAGUACAUCAUUUGCAUUGCCGAGUCCAGAGAGAACUACGAGAAGUGGGCUGGGCUGGCCCAGGCAUCCUGCAGCAUCGAGACGCUGGAGCAACGCAGCAUCGUGGGUAUGAAACUAAGUCACGUGGAUGCCACCAUCCAAAAGCUGCUGCCUUCCACAGCACAGCCCAGACACCUGCCCACUUUCACCAGAGGCCUUUGUACACUUCCCAUGCUGGAAGAGGAGAAACUCUUUUCCCUAGAAAUCCUGUGCGUUGACGAAUGUGACAACAUCAAGAUCGACCUUUUGACUGAAAAAGAAAUACAAGAGAUAGAACAGAAGUUUUACCGGGGGAGAAAAAUCAUCUGGGAAAACUUCUGGCUCGCUGACAAGGGCUGCUGUGGGGAAAUCAUCGAACGGGAAGCGUGUAAGGACGCUAACAAACUCCUAGACGACAUUUUACGGGGAAGCAAACUCAACUGUUCUGUGGCUAAACUAAAGAUAUUUCACCAUCCUGGAAGUGGUGGAAGCACAAUUGCCAGGCAAGUUCUGUGGAAGAGAAGAAAGGACUUAAGAUGUGCCGUUAUCAAAUCCUCACAUCCCCCUGCAACUGUCUGCAUGCACGCACUUGCAUUUAGAGAGUAUGAAGAAAAAGACGUCGGUAAUUGUCUUCCUGUGCUGCUCUUGAUUGAAGAUUAUGAUGAGGACUAUUUAGAAGAACUAAGGAAUGAGUUAAUGGAUGCUGUAACAACCAGGAAAAUCGUUUGCCCCAGACCUUACUUCAUCCUGUUGUGCUGCAGACGCUCCAAUGACCCUGAAAGGCUUUGCAAGGCUUAUCCCCUGGACACAGUGGCUGUCACCCACAAGCUGACAGACUCAGAGAAAACCCUGUUCAAAAUGAAACUCGAGAAACUGAAGCAGAAAAACGUGAAUCCACAAUUCAUACUCACCUUUGUGCUCAUGUGCGAAGAGUUCAACGAAACAUACGUGAGAGACUGUGUAGAGCACAUCCUGCAAGACAUAGACCACUCUUCUCCUGACACCUGUUUGAUGCGUUACGUGGCUUUGCUUAAUUUUUACGUACCCAACUCGUACGUUUCGUUGUCACACUGUGAGGCUUUUCUGGGACUGGGGGCGUAUACAGAAAGGAAAACACGAGCAUAUGAUUUCAAAAGUCACUUGAGUGAACAAGCAAGAAUGAUUUUUAUCGAGCUAAGGGAAAGCACCACCUACAUCUCAUCCAUUCAGAUAAUACACUGUCUGGUUGCGAAAGAAAUCCUGCAUCAGCUUGCAGGGAAUGAACCUCAAAGUCAACUUGCAAUGGCACUGCUUCAGGAAAAGACGCUGUUUGACAACAGGUUUGGAAGAGAUGAAUUCAUAAAGUUCAUCAGGGACCUGUUUAUUCGACGCGACAAAAGAAGCAGGGGUGACAACACUGAUACACUCUUCUCCCCGUUCAUUGAACACGUCUGUGAGGCUGAAGACUGUGACAAAGCUAUAGCUGUUUUAAAAGCUGCAUAUGAACAACUUGGAAAAGAUGCUUUCUUUGCCCAGCAGCUUGCCAGGCUGCACUACAACAACGAAAAAUUCACGGAAGCAGAAUAUUGGGCAGGGGUUGCAAAGUUUCACCUGCCCCACGAUUCUUACAUUUUAGACACAGAAGGUCAAGUCUACAGGAAAUGGUUUAGUUUCAUUUUGGACAAAACGACACAGGAUGAUGCUCUUGAAAGCAUGGUUCCAAAGAUAGAGAUUGCUCUUAAAGCUAUGAAAUGCUUCAGGGGUGCCCAACAGGCUGCGAAAGCAGAGCGUGACAGUAUGAACAACGCUGGCUAUUUUGGAGAAGUGGAAGUAGGGUGUCGUCUCCUUAAAUAUCUGUCCACCAUCCCUGUAUUUCGCAGGAAUCCCGAGGGGGAACAUUCUGAGCUUGUCAAAUACCUAAUCACAGACUACAUUCCUGAAGAUGUUGAGAAACCAUGGGGAAAGCUUCACUCUCGCCUAAAAGGCCUACGCCAGAACCUGUACAACGCUCUGGAGUGGAUUUCAGAAGACCUCAGUUAUUUCCAAACAGACAAAAACCACGAGAACGAAGAAGAUGAAAAAGAUGAAAAGGAAGAACAAAUUUAUAACCCCAGAAAAUGGCUGAAGAGACAGUCUGAGGUAUAUGCCAAAUUCUUUAUCUCAGCAUCAGUUCUUGAGGAUGGCAACAGUGGCCCUCAGAGUCAGCUCAUCAGACGCAUGAAUAUCUACAGGAGCGGCGGGGGCAGCAUCACCAACAUCCUGUCGUUCUUAACGGAUAAGAACGAGAACAGGGCAGCUGAAAAGCUAGAGAAGAUCCUUACCUUCUACACAGACAACCCCCAUAGGGACUGGCUGGAGGACAAUGACCUCAUCAACUACAUUUUGUGCCACAUCACAUUACAGUGCUUGAAACCAGGAUCGGCCAAACUGCUUCCACUGCAAACUCUGCGUGACCUCAGCGCAAGAUUCCUUAAACCAAGAAGAGCAUUUCCAGCAAGUGCCCAUUUUUUGCUCACCUUGCUGUACUGGCCAGAUGAGGCACUAGACAAAGAGCCCAAUACAGAUAAAGAUGACAUUCUACACUCAGCCCUUCAAACCUUGAAACGUUUAUACGACAUCAAGGUGAAGGAUGUUCCUACAAGGAAGAAAAGAAUCUACACCCAUUUUUUUCUGGGAAAGGGUUAUGAUUUAGGCAAGAUUGUGCACAAAACUAAGAUUGAUAAAUUAAUCAGUGGGUCCUUACACGAGAAGAGAAUGAAGUGGCUGCAUGGAACUGUAUGGAAUAAUUACAAGAUUCAUGACAUUCUCAAGAGAGUUUCUGGCUGGACCAAGGACAGAAACUUGUUUAUCCGUGGGCACGUGAAGGAGUUUCCCAUCUUGCCACUCCAUCGUGACUCGGUGCCCUCUGGAAAUGAAAAUGUCACCUUUUAUUUAGGCUUUUCAUUUAAUGGUCUGGUUGCUUUCAAUAUUGAGGUUCAGAAUAAUUAAUACAGUAAUGGCCAAAUACCUAAAGGAAUCUGAAACCUACUAGUAAAACAUACCUUUGAACAGAAGCCUUUGACACUUUUGGAGACUUCAAACUUAAGACAGCAAUAAUUGCAUUUCUUGCUUGGGAACUGGGACCAGGGAGACAAGAGGACCCACUGUUUUUCUCCUCAGCCCCAAAUAUUUGGGGAACUGAACUCUGGAAUCAAAAGGUACAGCAGGGAUCCCCUUCUUACCAGCUCACAGACUAGGAUUUAGGAUCAAUUUCUGGGUGGUCCUGAUCACUAACAGAAUUUGUCCACUGCAAGUGUAUUUUUUCGUCUCCCUAAAUAGGUAUCAAAAGGUGUAGGUGAACGUACACGUAAAAGAUGAUUUGUAAAUGCUGUGGUUGCAGUCCAAACCAGUCCCAAACCUGCUGAAGAGUUUUUUACAGCAUUAUCCAAUCACUGUCCACCCUGUAUGACUCAAAUUUGACUACUGUAUAUAUCCAUGCUUGAAAACAUUGCCUAGCUUGACUAAUUAAGAAAUACAAAUGAGUUUGUGGUCAGGGCUGUGUCUGCAAGCAUCAUGUCAUAUGAAGCUUCUAAUAAAGCUGCCUGAUUUUGGA
Colius striatus (speckled mousebird) is the source of this 5471-nucleotide messenger RNA. Its product is annotated as sterile alpha motif domain-containing protein 9-like. The record is from RefSeq and is a predicted model, not a curated record. Gene Ontology annotation, molecular function: protein binding. The coding region runs from base 230 to 4867 and encodes 1545 amino acids. The transcript is spliced from 3 exons. NCBI's taxonomy places the organism in Eukaryota, Metazoa, Chordata, Aves, Coliiformes, Coliidae. Gene Ontology annotation, cellular component: cytoplasm.